Parathielavia appendiculata is the source of this 438-nucleotide messenger RNA. RefSeq lists its product as uncharacterized. The record is from RefSeq and is a predicted model, not a curated record. Gene Ontology annotation, biological process: positive regulation of cytoplasmic translation. The transcript has 5 exons. NCBI's taxonomy places the organism in Eukaryota, Fungi, Ascomycota, Sordariomycetes, Sordariales, Chaetomiaceae. The annotation marks the transcript as partial. Gene Ontology annotation, molecular function: translation regulator activity; mRNA binding; single-stranded RNA binding. Gene Ontology annotation, cellular component: cytoplasm.
GACGCAAAUGCAGGCCGUGAUUGCCCCCAGGGCCCCAAGGACACCAAGUCCUGCUACCGCUGCGGUCAGGCGGGCCACAUCUCCCGCGAAUGCCCGACCAGUGGUGGCGGUGGUGGCCAGUCCGGUGCUGAGUGCUACAAGUGCGGUCAAGUUGGCCACAUCGCCAGAAAUUGCACCCAGGGCGGCGGCCCCUCGUAUGGCGGCGGCUACAACUCCGGCUACGGCGGCGGUGGCUACGGCGGCCAGCAGAGGACCUGCUACUCGUGCGGCGGCGUCGGCCACAUGUCUCGCGACUGCGUCAACGGCAGCAAGUGCUACAACUGCGGCGAGUCCGGCCACUUGAGCCGCGAGUGCCCCAAGGAGUCCUCCGGCGGUGAAAAGAUCUGCUACAAGUGCCAACAAGCUGGCCAUGUGCAAGCUCAAUGCCCGAACAACUAA